Anopheles coustani is the source of this 2976-nucleotide messenger RNA. Its product is annotated as PHD finger protein 12. The record is from RefSeq and is a predicted model, not a curated record. Gene Ontology annotation, biological process: negative regulation of transcription by RNA polymerase II. The transcript is spliced from 6 exons. Bases 58 to 2910 code for a protein of 950 amino acids. Lineage: Eukaryota; Metazoa; Arthropoda; Insecta; Diptera; Culicidae. Gene Ontology annotation, molecular function: protein binding; transcription corepressor activity. Gene Ontology annotation, cellular component: nucleus; Sin3-type complex.
AGAUCUGCUACGAUUACAUAUUUUCUUGAAAGAAAAACUUUCCGGGUGUUGAAAACAAUGAAUGCAAAAAUGAGCAAACAGCGUGCGCAACCGUGUGAAGCGGCGUUUUCGGGAGGUUUGAUGCCGCUGAUUCAGGCACUCAUAAAACCACCCGAGUCAACGGAUUCUUCAGGGAGGAAUCAGCUGAGGCGGUCCAACCACCCGUAUUAUAGGAAACCAGGUCGGGGACACAACAACGAUACGUGCGAUUCCUGCAAAGAAGGUGGUGAUUUGCUGUGCUGCGAUCGAUGCCCGUCAAGCUUUCAUUUGGGAUGCCAUGAUCCGCCACUUUCGGAGCAUGAAAUACCCUACGGCCAGUGGGUAUGUCAUACGUGCAAGUGUAAAAUGGUAAUAGGAGCUGAAGAUCAGCUUGGUUCGGAUGAAAAGUUGCGCCUUCGCGAUCGUAGCCUCUCACACAAAAGCUCAAAUUCCAGUAGUUCCAAUGGGAAACAUUCCCACGAUGGUGAUCACAAUGAUGCGUUAGCGGUGUACAGUGCCCCAACGACGCCACCGUCGGAGGUGCCGGCACCGGUUCUCGCCCCGUCCGCAUCAUUUGCAUCGACGGUCUCUGUGGCGUCUUCGGUAGAACCGCCUGAGUCCAGUUCUGUCUUGUGCUCCGCGAUGGAGGAGGAAUUUAAGUCUAAUACACCCCUGGAUCAUCUCAUACAGGCGGCAAAGAUUUUAAAUCCCAAGCAGUUUGAACUUCCGCCGGAAAUGGAAACUUACUUUCCUUUUCCAGGGACGGAUAAAGUAGAUAACGGCAAAAACGGUAAUACGAAGCGCGCUAAACUUCGAAAAAUGCACGAGCUCGACAGCCAAGGGCUGGUGCCGCUACCGGCACGAACAUGUCACGUAUGUGGUGCGUCGUGUCGCAAAGCGCCGCUGGUCGCCUGCGACUACUGUGAUUUGCUGUUCCAUCAGGAUUGCCUCGAUCCACCGCUCACCGCAAUGCCAACUUCGAUGUGGAUGUGCCCGAACCAUGUGCAACAGUUUAUUGAUUGGAAAAUGGUGAACUCUAUCUCGGCUACGGAGCGUAUUCGGCUGUGGAAUCGGUUCGGUGGCGAGAUUGACCACGAAACGGUCAAAACGGAAUUCCUCCGAAAGGUGCACCGCAAAAAUCCACCCUUUCGAGUGAAGCAAAAGCUACGCCAACGGGCGAAAAUCAUUGUACCUCCCGCGAUCGAGCAUCUGUACCGGAACCCUGCUCCGCUGCUACCGUCACUCAAAACCUUCCUACGAUCGCGACAGGUAGAUCCGUCGGUGCACUUUGAAGCGGCACGUAAACCGAUCCGGUACGACGAUAAUGUGUUGCUUCAGAUAGUGGAGAGUGAGCUGCAAGCUAUCGAAGCGGCGGACGAAAAGUUAGGAUUUGAGAAGCAAAACACUACCAACCAGAGUGGAAGCGAUGAGGACGGCGACGAUGAUGAUGGUAAGGUGAAAAUGGAGGUAUCUGAAGGCGCAAAGAAUGACAAAGGUGAUGAAUGUUCGGUGGAGGGCGGGAUUGAUAGUACGGACAGUAAAUGUGCAUUAGGGUUUGAAAAUAUUGAAAAUGCGGAUAUCCACAAGGACGGAGACACAGGAAUGACCACAACAGAUGAGGGUUGUGCGGAUAAAUCUGAAAAGAUGGACAUUGUGGUUUCGGAUGAAACUAAACACGAUACUUCUGAUACAAAAGUAGAACGGGAACUGGAUCAUUUGGAUCCGGGCUUGAUCCGGUUGUUGGCGGUGCAGCGAAUGCAACAGAUCAUUGCCGAUAAUCCAGCGCUUGUACGCAAUGCUGCACAGAACACAACGGAAGAAGGAACGACGGUUGCGCAGUUUAACCAACAGGAUGACCGCAGACAAAUGCCCCUCCCAAGUGAGCUGCUCACGAAGGACGACAUUGAACGGAUAGCGCGCGAGUUUACCGCAUCGAACGGGAACAGUACCUUUAAGAUCGAUAGAAAAGGGUCAGAGUCGACCACGAGGAGCGCCGUUACAGAGGAUACCUUGGUGAAGGAAGUAAGCGAAAACAACCGGCCGCUAGAGAGUGUUCGAGAGUUGGCAAAAGUACAAAAUGGGGUAUGCAAUGAUACUACCACCGCCACGCCCAUGGACGGUCUCGGCCAUCUAACGGAGCGUAUCGUAAAGCUAGCGCAACAGUCACAGAUUCGAGUCAGAGCCGCACUAACGUGGAUCGAUUUGGAGCAGGAUGGAUACUUUGCGUUCGAAAAGGUUAAUCCAUUGGACGCGAUCUGCAUGUCAUACCGUUCGUUUACCAUCGGUUCUGGUCCGGGGAAUGACGUAACGUUGGCAAAGUAUGGUGACUGUUGCUGCACCUCUAGCCGACAUGCGAUCAUAUUUUACGAUGAGGUCACGCGAAUGUUCGAACUCAUAAACUAUUCCGAGUUUGGGACGGAAGUGAACGGACAUCUGUACGCGUGUGACUUCGGCGAUCAUACGUCGGGUUCCAAGUGCGGCCCGAACGAAGAUCGAACUUGUGGUUUGGAUGGAAAUGGCGAGCGGAAAAAGACAUCGAAUCAAGAAAAUGGAACUGCGACGGGAGCGGCCGGUGCGAAACAGGAGCAACGGAAUCAAAUCAAACAGGAGCUGGACAGCAUACUAGAGAAAUCGCGUAAAACAUGUGCGCAAACACAAGCUGAAGAGUUUUACACCACCACUUGUAUGGCCGAUGUACCGCUGCCGGUGUGUAAAUGUUUUCCCGAGCGACGAAUACCGACACUGGCCGGCGGAUGGGAGGGCAGUGCCAUCUUAUAUCAUGGCGCACUGAUACGCUUCGGUUGCCAUGCGUUCGUUUUCACCAUCGUGGACUACGACGAUGGAGCAGAUGAGUUUGAGGACUCGUAUCAGGACAGCGAAAGCGACAAUUGAAUGUAAAAAUGCCUCACAUAUUUGAAUGUUUUGAUUUUGGUGGAAUAAAGCAUAAACAAUACUCCA